Paramacrobiotus metropolitanus is the source of this 2106-nucleotide messenger RNA. Its product is annotated as fatty-acid amide hydrolase 2-A-like. The transcript is spliced from 5 exons. Lineage: Eukaryota; Metazoa; Tardigrada; Eutardigrada; Parachela; Macrobiotidae. Bases 253 to 1845 code for a protein of 530 amino acids. The record is from RefSeq and is a predicted model, not a curated record.
UAAUCGAACUGCAGUUCACUCAAGGUACUGUUGUAAGUAACAUAAUAUGGAACCAACACGAAAUUGGAACUGCAGAGUUAGUUGCAAUUGAGUUGGACACUAAUAAUUUUUCUGCUUUUAUCGGUUGUUGGUUUCUGUGUGCAUUAAGCUUUUUCAAUGUAGCAGAAAUAUCUAACAGACAAUACAGGGAUAACGAUUAACUACUCACGCGAAUUGCAGCGUUAAAAUCCGAACACUGUUGAGUCAUUCACAAUGACGGAAUACUGGACACUGGCCGAUUGGAUGUGGUGGUUCAUCCGUUUUGCGAUGGACUUCGUGUCCAGUCUGGUCUUCAGUAUAUUCACGUGGAUCUUCGGUACGAGACAACGUCUGCCACCAAUUCGAUCGCAAUUGCUACUUCAAAGCGCCAUUUCCACGGCUAAACGAAUCCGCGCCGGCGAAAUCUCCAGUUUGGACGUAACUGAAGCGUACAUCCAACGCAUGAAGGAUGUCAAUCCUAUCGUCAACGGAAUGGUUGCCGACAGAUUCGAAGCAGCCAGACGGGAAGCUAGCGAACUGGACCGACGCUUACGCAGCACCGGUUUUGACAAUCUGGACCAAUCAGAAUUUUCCGAAGAACGUCAACCGUUUCUCGGCGUCCCCAUAUCGGUGAAGGAGAGCUGGAUGGUUAAAGGGAUGCCGUUCACGGCUGGUACACCGGCAAGGAAAGGGAUCGUGGCGGAGGAGGACUGUGAGGCUGUACGACGACUUCGCGAUGCCGGUGCCAUAAUUUUGGGUGUGACCAAUAUCCCAGAGAUCUGCAUGUGGUGGGAGACUAAUAACAAGUUGUACGGGCGCAGCAACAACCCUUACGAUCCCAACCGGGCAACUGGCGGUUCGUCGGGCGGCGAGGGCGUCAUUGUCGGGGCAGCCGGAUCACCGUGCGGAUUGGGUUCGGAUAUCGGUGGCAGUAUUCGGAUGCCGGCCUUUUUCUGUGGGGUCUUCGGCCACAAACCCACCCGCGGACUGACGCCUCUGGAAGGCAAGUAUCCGCCGGCCACAGAUGAGUCAGCGCGGUUUGCGACUGUUGGACCGUUGUGUCGUUACGCGGAGGACCUGGCGCCAUUCUGUAAAGUUUUAUUGGGACCGAAUGCGACGGCCUUAUCUCUGGACACGGAAGUCGAUUUGUCGAAACUGCGCGUCCACUAUCUACUGCAGAUCGAAAAUCCCUUCGUCACACCCGUGGAGCAGUGCAUCAAAGAUGCCGUACUGAAGGCGGUCUCGCAUCUGACCGGACAGUUCAAAGCUCAGCUAGUCCCGGAAAAAGAUUUUAAGAGUCGAAUGGCAGAUCUUCGUUAUGCUUCGGAUAUCUGGAAAGCCGAGAUCAUCCACAACCCGACCCACAGUUAUGCUGCCGAUAUGGUUAACGGAAAGGGAAAACUGGAUCCCGUUCGGGAGUUCGGCCGCCUCCUUUGUGGACGGUCCGAACACACUCUGAUUGCUCUGUAUCUGGCUUGGGUGGAACAGCACAAACCGGAUCCAGCUUUCCGAAGCUAUUAUUGUGAAAUGAGAAACAGGCUGGAAAGUGAAUUUAGGAAAAUUCUUGGCGAUGACGGUAUACUAAUCCUUCCCACACAUCCUCACACUGCACCCUACCACAACAGAGCCCUGGCCAUGCAUAUGAAUUUUAUCUAUACGUCUGUUUUUAAUGCCAUUGGACUGCCCAGUACCCACGUCCCAAUGGGAUUGGACAAACAUGGACUACCGUAUGGUAUCCAGGUGGUCAGCAAUUUCCAACAGGAUCGUUUGUCCCUAGCAGUCGCACGGCAAUUAGAAAAGGCGUUUGGCGGAUGGAGAUCACCUUAGAGCUCAAGGAUCACUGGGAUAACUGCUUACAUUGUUUCUAAGUAUUACUUAUUACUUCAUAAUGGGCGAAGAAAGGACCUGCUAAAACAACACAAUCUGCAUCGUUUUUUAUGCGUUAGAUCUUGACUAUAUGGCCACUUCUUUAUUCUUAUCUUCAGAAUGGGUUUGGGUAAAUAGGCGGAUGCGCUUUAUUCAAUGAAAAUGUUAAAAAAAUAUGAGCUAUGGAAUUUCCCAGUACCUAAAAGCCGUUGACCAUCAUUG